AUGCAGUUAAUACAACCCAGUUCCAAAGCAGACAUCAGCAUGCGUUGUGAGACUGAAUUGUUCUCUACACAGGCCGCCAGAAUGAAGGUCGCCGCUCUGCUGUGUUUCGCUGCCGCUGUGGCCGCUGCCUCCGCCAUGCCCCCGGUGGGAGGGCCAGCGCCGCCCUCGCCCCCUAGCCCUGAAAUGAUCGCCGCCUUCAUCCCGACGCCCGAGGAGAUCCAGGCCCUCAGCGCCCUCCACACCACGCCUGCCCCGGGAGUCGUUCUUCCCGCCCCCGUGGGACCUCCCACCAUGCCCCCUGCCGUUGCAAGCCUUGUUGCAAAGUACAAGGCUGCUGUUGCUGCUUUAGCCUCUUCGACAUCAGCAUCUACCUAAUACCCCCCAAGAACUUCGGGAUAUCCACUUAUAUGUCUAGUCUGUGGUAGAAAUUAAAAGGUAUUUCGUUGCCCUGGAGUAAUGUACUAACUUCAGAAGCAAUAUAUCUUCAUUAUUUGA
Molecule: messenger RNA, 495 nt
Organism: Penaeus chinensis
Lineage: Eukaryota; Metazoa; Arthropoda; Malacostraca; Decapoda; Penaeidae
Product: classical arabinogalactan protein 9-like
Exons: 5
Coding region: 1-375 (124 amino acids)
Source: RefSeq, a predicted model, not a curated record